AUGGUAGUAGGUGCCAGACACACCGGUUUAUAUGGAGGGACACGACACCGUCCUCUGAAAGGAGACGGAGGGACACGACACCGUCCUCUGAAAGGAGACGGAGGGACACGACACCGUCCUCUGAAAGGAGACGGAGGGACACGACACCGUCCUCUGAAAGGAGAAACACAACACCGUCCUCUGAAAGGAGACGGAGGGACACGACACCGUCCUCUGAAAGGAGACGGAGGGACACGACACCGUCCUCUGAAAGGAGAUGGAGGGACACGACACCGUCCUCUGAAAGGAGAUGGAGGGACACGACACCGUCCUCUGAAAGGAGACGGAGGGACACGACACCGUCCUCUGAAAGGAGGAACACGACACCGUCCUCUGAAAGGAGAUGGAGGAACACGACACCGUCCUCUGAAAGGAGAUGGAGGGACACGACACCGUCCUCUGAAAGGAGAUGGAGGGACACGACACCGUCCUCUGAAAGGAGAUGGAGGGACACGACACCGUCCUCUGAAAGGAGAUGGAGGGACACGACACCGUCCUCUGAAAGGAGAAACACGACACCGUCCUCUGAAAGGAGAUGGAGGGACACGACACCGUCCUCUGAAAGGAGAUGGAGGGACACGACACCGUCCUCUGAAAGGAGAUGGAGGAACACGACACCGUCCUCUGAAAGGAGAUGGAGGGACACGACACCGUCCUCUGAAAGGAGAUGGAGGGACACGACACCGUCCUCUGAAAGGAGAUGGAGGGACACGACACCGUCCUCUGAAAGGUGACGGAGGGACACGACACCGUCCUGUGAAAGGAGAUGGAGGGACACGACACCGUCCUCUGAAAGGAGACGGAGGGACACGACACCGUCCUCUGAAAGGAGAUGGAGGGACACAACACCGUCCUCUGAAAGGAGAUGGAGGGACACGACACCGUCCUCUGAAAGGAGAAACACGACACCGUCCUCUGAAAGGAGAUGGAGGGACACGACACCGUCCUCUGAAAGGAGAUGGAGGGACACGACACCGUCCUCUGAAAGGAGAUGGAGGGACACGACACCGUCCUCUGAAAGGAGACGGAGGGACACGACACCGUCCUCUGAAAGGAGAAACACGACACCGUUCUCUGAAAGGAGACGGAGGGACACGACACCGUCCUCUGAAAGGAGACGGAGGGACACGACACCGUCCUCUGAAAGGAGAUGGAGGGACACGACACCGUCCUCUGAAAGGAGAUGGAGGGACACGACACCGUCCUCUGAAAGGAGACGGAGGGACACGACACCGUCCUCUGAAAGGAGACGGAGGGACACGACACCGUCCUCUGAAAGGAGACGGAGGGACACGACACCGUCCUCUGAAAGGAGACGGAGGGACACGACACCGUCCUCUGAAAGGAGAUGGAGGAACACGACACCGUCCUCUGAAAGGAGACGGAGGAACACGACACCGUCCUCUGAAAGGAGACGGAGGGACACGACACCGUCCUCUGAAAGGAGAUGGAGGGACAUGACACCGUCCUCUGAAAGGAGAUGGAGGGACACGACACCGUCCUCUGAAAGGAGAUGGAGGAACACGACACCGUCCUUUGAAAGGAGAUGGAGGGACAGGACACCGUCCUCUGAAAGGAGAUGGAGGGACACGACACCGUCCUCUGAAAGGAGACGGAGGAACACGACACCGUCCUCUGAAAGGAGAUGGAGGGACACGACACCGUCCUCUGAAAGGAGAUGGAGGGACACGACACCGUCCUCUGAAAGGAGAUGGAGGGACACGACACCGUCCUCUGAAAGGAGAAACACGACACCGUCCUCUGAAAGGAGAAACACGACACCGUCCUCUGAAAGGAGAUGGAGGGACACGACACCGUCCUCUGAAAGGAGACGGAGGGACACGACACCGUCCUCUGAAAGGAGAUGGAGGGACACGACACCGUCCUCUGAAAGGAGAUGGAGGGACACGACACCGUCCUCUGAAAGGAGAUGGAGGGACACGACACCGUCCUCUGAAAGGAGAUGGAGGGACACGACACCGUCCUCUGAAAGGAGAAACACGACACCGUCCUCUGAAAGGAGAUGGAGGGACACGACACCGUCCUCUGAAAGGAGAUGGAGGGACACGACACCGUCCUCUGAAAGGAGAUGGAGGGACACGACACCGUCCUCUGAAAGGAGAUGGAGGGACACGACACCGUCCUCUGAAAGGAGAUGGAGGGACACGACACCGUCCUCUGAAAGGAGAUGGAGGGACACGACACCGUCCUCUGAAAGGAGAUGGAGGGACACGACACCGUCCUCUGAAAGGAGAUGGAGGGACACGACACCGUCCUCUGAAAGGAGAUGGAGGGACACGACACCGUCCUCUGAAAGGAGACGGAGGGACACGACACCGUCCUCUGAAAGGAGAUGGAGGGACACGACACCGUCCUCUGAAAGGAGACGGAGGGACACGACACCGUCCUCUGAAAGGAGAUGGAGGGACACGACACCGUCCUCUGAAAGGAGAUGGAGGGACACGACACCGUCCUCUGAAAGGAGAUGGAGGGACACGACACCGUCCUCUGAAAGGAGAUGGAGGGACACGACACCAUCCUCUGAAAGGAAGGAGAGAACUAAAAGGAGAGGAAGACCAGGAGAGAGGAGUGAAAAUACCUCCAUAUUCUAAUUUAUUCUCCUCUGAGCCCCUACUGAACUCAUUUGGACUAAGUGUGUGUGUGUGUGUGUGUGUGUGUGUGUGUGUGAGCGUGUGGGUUUUCUUCUGUGCCAUGUUUGGAUCUCUGCAGGUUAUCGUGUGAGAGAGACCAGACCUCAGCUAUGCUGGAUCACAACAGGGGUGCGUCACAAUAAUAUCUCCUUUCUCCUGAAGUGUACACUCGUUCACUACUUCCCACAAAUCUAAAAGCAUUGGAUUGGUAGAGCCGUAGUGAGAGUUUCCACCAUGUUUCUGAUACCAGUAAUUUCAUUUUCAACCAGUGACAGGAAGUGAAGACACUGGGAGGAAGGAGAGAUAAUUGGCAUGUACAGUAGCCAGGGAUUGUAUUCAUCUCUCUGUCUAUCCAGUAGAACUCUCUACCCUCCAUGUGCUUUACAUGUGACAGAGUACAAUUCUACAUUUACUAUUUAUUCAAGUUUAUAUUCAUGAAAUAGUUUUUUGUUGUUGUCAAUGACUGAUGUUUACAUUCGGCAUCCUAUUCCCUACAUACUGCCUAUGGGCUCUGGUCAAAAGUAGUGCACUAUGUAGGGAAUAUGAUGCUGUUUUGGAGGCAAUCAUGCUGGGGUUUUUUCACACGGUAGAGAACCUGCUGUCUUGAUUUCCAAAGGCCCUCAACCCCCUGUUGUCAUGACAUCAGACAUGUUGCUCUGUUCAGGUCUACAGAGGCUUCUCUUCCCCUCUCCUCUUGCAUCGAGCCAGUGAGAUGUCUGGUCCCGAGGCACCCUCUCUGCAGGGCGGGGCCAACAAGUAGGCCAGGCUGUCUGGUUUCAACACCCUAAAAGGCCUUUCACUGCUGGGACCAACCGACAUUGCUAACCUUACUUCAAUGAAAUACGUUCUUGUGUGAUGAGCAGCCUCUCUUGGGCUAUAGCUCAGCAGGCUAACACAGUUUUGCAGCGCACAGUCGACCCAAGUUCAAACCCACACUGACCUCAGAAAAAACACUGUUGCUAAGUUACCUCGUGUCCAUGGGAACAAUUCAACUUUUAUUUACAGUUUCAGUCUCAGACAUUUUUAAAAGGUAGACUGAGCUAAAUGACGUUGCCACGAGCAGCACCGCAGAUAUUGAGAUGAGCGAGAUGCUACACUUCUCUCACACCAGUCACACACAGUAUCUGCGCAGGUUCGCUUCACUCUGUUCACAGCCUGAUAGGCAGGAGACCAAAACAGGGGACAAGUUGAGCCUCACGCUUCAACAUUCUUAGUUUGAGCCACUAUGCUGUUUACUUUCUGCAUGUCAUAUUGCUGAGUCUACCUUUAAAUUAAACGUAUUUAAUAAAAUAUUCCACAGAUGUUUUUACGAUGUACAAUACCUAUUUUAGUAUGAAUUAUAUAAAAGUAAAUAAAUAUGUUUUUUUGUAACGUUAGAUGUUUUUGUUUUUUUAAGUACAGUUUAUAACAUUAAGUUAUGGAAAAGUGUCUAACACAAUGGAUGGAGAAAAAGGCUUUGUAUUAGUUCCAAUGGCUCCCUAUUCCCUAUAUAGUACACUACUGUUGACCCGGGCCUAUAGGGCCCUAUUCUCUAUAUAAUACACUACUGUUGACUAGGGCCUAUAGGGCCCUAUUCCCUAUAUAGUACACUACUGUUGACCAGGGCCUAUAGGGCUCUGAUCGAAAGUAGUAUGCUGUAUAGGGAAUCAUUUGGGUCCGCAGCCUCAGUACUACUGUUUUAAAGAGCCUUGUAAGAUGUUGUGAUAACGUUGUGACUGUGUUAUCUGGCCGUUAUGAUAGUGGUGACAUGGCAUCAGCUCAGCGUUGGUUAGCCCCUCUUUCUUUCUCUCAGUAUUGUUUUUGCUCUACGGUCUCUACAUCGCUCUACUCUCCUUUGGUCUUCCUCUCUCUUCCUCCCCCUCUCUUUGCCACCCGCCCUCCCUCUUUGGUCUUCCUCUCUCUUCCUCCCCCUCUCUUUGCCACCCACCCUCCCUCUUUAGUCUUCCUCUCUCUUCCUCCCCCUCCCUCCCUCUUUGGUCUUCCUCUCUCUUCCUCCCCCUCUCUUUGCCACCCACCCUCCCUCUUUCUCCGAUGGGGUAGUGGGCUGUGCCUUAGCUCUUUUCUUGUCUAAGGGCUCUAUUCAAUCCAUAUCGCUGAAGUUCAGCGUUACCGUGUGAUUGAACUGUAAAGGCAAUGUUUGUCAGCUGAGACUGACUUCCUGGUAAACGCUGCACAUGUCAGUUCAAUCAGUAAAAUGACCUUUACAUUUCUACCUGCAAGGCUUCAGACUGACUAGAGCCCUACGGCUGGGAUUCAAUCAAAGACGCAUUCUGUCUGCGGAGGAAGCAUUUGCGGUAAACGCUACGAAUGUCGGCUCAAGCGUAAAUGACCUGUAAAAGUUAAGUGCAGUGAGCUUGUUGACAAGGCGGCCGGAGUUCAUUCUCAACCUUCUGUCUGUGACAAACAAACACUUCUGAUGUUGUUGAUGCCUUCUGGAUUCACUUGUUGGUUUGUGUCUACAUUUUGAAAUAAAUUAAGGAAAUGAGA
Messenger RNA from Salvelinus fontinalis (brook trout), 5177 nucleotides. Its product is annotated as serine/threonine-protein phosphatase 1 regulatory subunit 10-like. The coding region runs from base 1 to 1500 and encodes 499 amino acids. The record is from RefSeq and is a predicted model, not a curated record. The transcript is spliced from 3 exons. Gene Ontology annotation, biological process: microtubule cytoskeleton organization. Gene Ontology annotation, cellular component: microtubule. Gene Ontology annotation, molecular function: calmodulin binding; microtubule binding. Lineage: Eukaryota; Metazoa; Chordata; Actinopteri; Salmoniformes; Salmonidae.